GCUUUCAUGCAACAAAGUAACUGUAUGAUGGAACAUGCAGGUUUGGUAACGUUGUAUUGUAUUACAUGCUUGUUGGUGUGAGAUGUCACAUGCUGCGUUUAUGCGCCAUUACCGCUUGCUGCCACUCAGGCUGUUUUUGUUAUUUUGGGACGUGCAUGCAGUCUAUUUAAUGUAUAUGUUCUAUUAUACACGUCAAUGUGCAUGGUAUUGUUUAUUCUCAAGUACAAUGAAGCGAUACAGGGUGUUGUGAGCAUGCUGUAAAAACUUUAAAGAGCGCAAGAAGCACAGGACCAAGCGUCUGCUAUUGGUUCGUGUCCACAGGGACUUUUUUGUGGACACGUACCACAAAAGACGUACACGUAACUGUUGACUGUUGUGCGUUAGCAGCCAGUUUCUAGACAGUUUACUGCGAUUUUUUCAAAUCCUAUUUCUCGCUGUCAAGCUAUUGGAGGUUUCAUGUUCGAACUAGGUUACAGAAAGAUCAAAUGAUGAGUGGGAACCAUACUCUGAUGAGGACUCGCGUGUAGACCAAUGGUAAAUGGACUGCAUCUAUGUAGCGAUUUUCUUGGCGGUUUGCAACCAUUUAAAUACCGCUCACCCUCUCCUUGCAAGCGUGUAAGAGAAACUACGGUGGCCGCGAAAUGCGCGAAAAACGCAAGUAGCCGUACAUAGAGCCAGUGUUUGGUUUGUCCGUUCUGGACUACUGUAGAAACAUGGCGGUGCAACAUGGCGACCUCCGUGGAAGGGGACCCGCUCUCUAUGUAGCUAAAAACGGCUUUUUCUAAGGGGCCAUGGCCUUCCUAGGGAGUGCAGUUCGGCGGGUGGUGUUGGCAGUGCGGCCUCCUCUCUCUCCCUUGUGCAGGACAACCGCUCGGUCCUACAGCUCAGAGCCCACCAAGGAAAAAAGUGUUCCCUACGAGAAGACACUCAAACAGGAGAAUGGAGCCUCCUCUGGACCCACUAAACCUUUACCCAGGUCAGCGGAUGUGGUGGUGAUCGGAGGAGGCAGUCUGGGCUGUCAGACCAUCUACCACCUGGCUAAAAUGGGGAUGACCAACGUAGUUCUUCUGGAGAGAGACAGACUGACUGCUGGCACCACCUGGCACACUGCAGGCCUGCUGUGGCAGCUCCGUCCCAGUGAUGUUGAGGUAGAGCUCUUGGCCCACACCAGGAAUGUGAUCAGCAAAGACCUGGAGGAGGAGACGGGUCUCCACACAGGUUGGAUCCAAAAUGGAGGACUCUUCAUUGCCUCCAACAAGCAGAGGCUGGACGAGUACAAGCGCCUCAUGUCGCUGGGUAAAGUUUAUGGUAUCGAGUCCCAUGUCCUGUCACCUGCGGAGACCAAGGACCUGUAUCCUCUGAUGAAUGUUGAUGAUCUGUACGGGACUCUGUAUGUACCAAAAGAUGGCACCAUGGACCCAGCAGGCACCUGCACCACCCUGGCCAGAGCUGCCUCUACCAGGGGAGCCACGGUGAUCGAGAACUGCCCUGUGACUGGAAUCCAAGUGCGGACAGAUGACCUCGGUAUGAAGAAGGUGAAGGCAGUGGAGACCCCUCAUGGGACCAUUGAGACGCCUUGUGUGGUGAACUGCGCAGGUGUGUGGGCCACCAAGCUGGGAGAAAUGGCCGGAGUCAAGGUGCCUCUUAUCGCGAUGCAUCAUGCCUAUGUGGUGACAGAGAGAAUUGAAGGCAUACAGAACAUGCCAAAUGUCAGGGACCAUGAUGCAUCGGUGUACCUGCGCCUCCAAGGUGAUGCCCUGUCUGUGGGUGGUUAUGAACACAACCCCAUCUUCUGGGAUGAGGUGUCUGAUAAGUUUGCCUUCAGCCUGUUUGACCUGGACUGGGAUGUAUUCAUGCAACAUAUUGAGGGUGCAAUCAACAGAGUUCCUGAUCUGGAGCAGACUGGCAUUAAGUCCACCGUUUGUGGACCAGAAUCAUUCACAGCAGACCAUAAGCCGCUGAUGGGAGAAGCCCCAGAGGUCAGAGGUUUCUUCCUGGGCUGUGGUUUCAACAGUGCUGGUAUGAUGCUGGGAGGUGGUUGUGGUAGAGAGCUGGCUCACUGGAUCAUACAUGGCCGCCCUGAAAAGGAUAUGUAUGGUUAUGACAUCAGGCGUUUCCAUAACUCGCUGACAGGCAACCAACGCUGGAUCAGAGAGAGAAGCCAUGAGUCGUAUGCUAAAAACUACUCUGUGGUGUUUCCCUUUGAUGAACCGCUGGCCAGCCGAAACAUGAGGAAGGACCCUUUCCAUCAGGUGCUGACGGAGCAGGGCUGUGUGUUCCAGGAGAGACAUGGCUGGGAAAGACCUGGCUGGUUCAACAAAGGCGAGCCCGCUCCCGUUAAAGACUAUGAUUACUAUGGAGCUUAUGACAUUAAGAAGAAUGUGAACUACAAAUACAACGAAUUGCUGGGCAAAGAGUACACCUUCGACUUCCCUCCACAUCAUGACGUGAUUAAGAGCGAGUGCCUCUCGUGUAGACACGGUGUGGCCGUGUUUGACAUGUCCUACUUUGGAAAGUUCUAUCUCACUGGACCAGAUGCCAAGAAGGCGGCUGAUUGGCUGUUCACUGCUGAUGUCAACAAAAAGCCAGGCUCCACUGUGUAUACCUGCAUGCUGAAUAAGAGAGGAGGGGUGGAGGCUGACCUGACAGUGAGCAGACUGGAGCGUGGUGCUGCCAACCUGCCCCUGGCACCAGAGUCCAAUGGUGAGACACAGAGUGAUGCAUACUACCUGGCCAUCGGAGGCGGUGUAGCAGAGCACAACUGGAACCAUAUUAGAACGGUUCUUCAGGACCAAGGCUUCCACUGCCAGCUGACAGACCACUCUGAGGACAUGGGGAUGAUCAGCAUCCAGGGACCCAAGAGUCGAGAGGUACUUCAGGAGGUGUUGGACACAGACCUGAGCAACGAAGCUUUCCCCUUCUCUACCCACAAAGUUGUCAACACAGCAGGGCAUCAGGUGCGAGCUAUGCGUCUGUCAUUUGUCGGAGAGCUCGGCUGGGAGCUGCACAUUCCCAAAGACUCUUGCCUUCCAGUCUACCAUGCUGUCAUGGCUGCUGGUGCAAAGCACGGCAUCAUCAACUCAGGCUACAGGGCCAUCGACUCACUCAGCAUAGAGAAAGGGUACAGACAUUGGCACGCUGACCUUCGCCCAGAUGACACACCCUUGGAGGCGGGGCUAGCCUUCACCUGCAAACUCAAGAGUUCGAUCCCGUUCCAGGGCCGUGAUAGGCUGGAGAAACAGAAGGAGGAUGGGCUGAGGAGGCGCAUCGUCUGCUUCACCAUUGAUGAGAAAGUACCCAUGUUUGGUCUGGAGGCCAUUUUCCGUAACGGCGUUCCCGUUGGUCACCUACGGCGUUCUGACUAUGGCUUCUUUAUCGACAAAACUAUCGGUUAUGGAUACAUCCGCAACCCUGAUGGAGGAGUGGUGAGUGCCGAUUUCAUAAAGACCGGCGAGUUUACCAUGGAGAGGAUGGGAGUGACGUACAAGGCCAAGGCCCACCUCAGAUCUCCAUUUGACCCUGAGAAUAAACGCAUCAAGGGCAUCUAUGCUUGAGAAGGACCACACAUGUAAAAGACUGGUUGGAGAAUGAGGCUGAGAGAGGUGCAACUGUUUUUUUUUACAUGUAGGUGCAACUGUUUUAGUCUUUUACGAGGCAUCUCAAAUGUUGAUAAUUUUAUUCAUAUUAUAUCUGAUUUGGUGGAAAUGGAGGGGAUAUAACGACAAAUUUAGAUGGUCGAACAUCUGUAUCACGAUAUCAAAGAGGUGCCGAUUUCAGUCUGACAUGAAUUUUUUGUUGUUAAGGAUGCUUCAACUCAGCUCCACAUUGUUAUACCCUCUCUGGGUUUGAGAGAAACAGUGUUCCCUUGUGAAUGUUCUCAUGUGAGUCGUAUUACUAUGAAGACAAAUUCAGUCUUAUUAUCUCCAGUAAUAAAAUAUUUUUUUUACCAGUACACCUGGGUUAACUUAAAAAGACCCAUUCAUGAUCCUGGAUUGAUCAUAAGGACUCAAAUAACAGCACAUGAUCAAUUUUUAGCCAGUUUUAGAAAUAGAAACUAAACUGAACAAUCUCUGUUCUCCAUGUCAUUGGAGUUUUCAAGCGGUAUGGUUGCAUAUAUGAUACCUUAACACUAGAUAACUCUGGAAGCCCUAAUCUUAAUUACCAUGAUCAUAGGUGUGAUGGUAAUGUUAUAUAUGAAGCACAUACAGCUGUUUCCCUUGUAACCAAAGUACAAGUUACAAAUGCUUGUGUGUCUAAAGUAAAUGCCAUAAAUUAACAGUUAGUGGCCGGGUCCUUUUGUGUACUUAAGCAGAAGAGAAAACUACUGUAGACCUUUUUUAGAAAUAGGCUGGUAAUAGAGUCAAGCCAUUAAUUAUAAUUUUGUCUAUAAAGUGCUCUGCAUCAUAUAAUGUAGUGCUGUAAUAUUUAAUUUCUAAUUCAUCCCAUGAGGCCAUAGAGUACCGUAUUAGGGAAUAAAAGUAUUGUUAAACUAUACACUAGCCCUUCAGGCAGUUUGACUCAGAUUACAGUGACUGAUGUUUGUGCUGAUAACAAUGAUUAAAAACAGAGUUUUACUUGCUUGUAUGGUAUCUAAAUCAUAGGCCUGAGUGUUUAUCAGAGUUGCAGGGAAAGGGAGAAAAAAACACCUCAAGGCACAGUGUACCAGCCGGGGACAAAACACUGCUGGAGAAAAAUGACAGAAAAGGACGAGAGUUAUCAGAAAGCAGCUGUUACAGAUAGAAACCCCUUUGUUUUCUGAUCCAUCCCGCCGUUGCUUUGCUCUGCGGUGAUAAACUGCUGUUUGCAAACUCCAUUCUCUCUACAUUGUGAUUUAAUAAGGCUAUCUACCAAUUCAGGCUUUCUUAAGAGCUCUCAUUUUGUCUUAUUUUGCUGUUAAAUCAAACAACAUUUUGUGCAUCUGCUUCAUGGCAAGGCCCUCCCAGCAGUUCAGGGGGCAUAAUCACUUCUCUCUGUUUUCCUGUAGUACUUUUACUGUGAAUCAUCUGCAGGAGGCAUUGAGCAACACCACAUUAAAAAACGUCUUGGUCUCAUUAAUUAAUACUUUUAAUUCAAAAUAUGAACUUAGUAGAGCUGAGUAGUGAGUAUGGCUGGACUGUAUUGUAGGACUUGUGUGAUUAAAUUGUAAAUUAUCCUGAAUCAACUACCCGAGUCCUUACAGGUUAUUCGACAAUUUACUGAAAAUGUGUGGUGCCUUUACAUGUAUAAAACUGUGACUUCAACAGUAAGAAGAGAAAUCACUAGUUUAGCAAGUGAUUCAUGUCUUUUAUGCAGGUGCAGGUAUGAGUAAUUAAAGAUGUUUUGUUAAUUCUUUGUGUUAACAUGAGUGUCUGCAAGCUAACUACAAAAUGUAGUUUGUUUUAACACUUACUAUUAAUUAUAUUUUCUAUCUGUGUUUACAUCCAUUUACACUAACACAGUUUUGGCCAAACAAAAACCAAAGUUCAUCACACGCGCUUUGUGAACAGCAGCCCAAAAAGUGUGUCGAAGUAGAGGAAGCCUUUUUAUGUAUAGCUACUAUUUACCUCUCAGGUGUGUGUUGCUGCACAUUCUGCACAAGAUGUUUACUAAUGUGGAAUGAUUCAUUGAUUCUGCCCAGAAGGCAAUUAAUCAUUGAAAUGGUUGUUCUCAGUAGAAGCUUAGGUUAAUAACAAGAUUUAUAUGGGAACACUAUCACUACUGGUCCUCUACCACAAUAUGUCCACAGGUAUUUUCUAAACCAGCUUAUAGUUUAUAUUUUUCUUUCUUCCAAUAGUGUGAUGUGAUUAUUGCAAAAGUCUUAUUGAUAGAAAGCUGGUGAAGUUAUUUCUUAAAUGCAAAAAGUAUACAUUUUUCAAUGCUGAACAUUUAAAUAUGGUUCUUAAAAUUGUUUAUUCUUGUUGUUACUGUCUUAAGAGAAUUUGUUGACCAGUUUAAAGAGCAAAAAUGACCAGUGGAAGGAUAUGACUAAUUUUUUUCUGUCCAAAACUAUUUGUGUAUUAAUAAAUUCCUUUUUAACUGCCA
Messenger RNA from Siniperca chuatsi (mandarin fish), 6021 nucleotides. RefSeq names its product sarcosine dehydrogenase (gene sardh). The transcript has 22 exons. Gene Ontology annotation, molecular function: oxidoreductase activity; protein binding. Bases 792 to 3554 code for a protein of 920 amino acids. NCBI's taxonomy places the organism in Eukaryota, Metazoa, Chordata, Actinopteri, Centrarchiformes, Sinipercidae. The record is from RefSeq and is a predicted model, not a curated record. Gene Ontology annotation, cellular component: mitochondrion.